Molecule: messenger RNA, 2533 nt
Organism: Clupea harengus (Atlantic herring)
Lineage: Eukaryota; Metazoa; Chordata; Actinopteri; Clupeiformes; Clupeidae
Product: (Lyso)-N-acylphosphatidylethanolamine lipase-like
Biological process (GO): lipid homeostasis; phosphatidic acid biosynthetic process
Cellular component (GO): mitochondrion; lipid droplet
Molecular function (GO): phosphatidylcholine lysophospholipase A1 activity; lysophosphatidic acid acyltransferase activity
Source: RefSeq, a predicted model, not a curated record
UCGGGCUGGCUCUUCUGAAAUGGUCAGUGCUGGAUUUUCCUCAGCCGAUGAAAUUGAUGACAACAAGGUGGAGCACAGUGUGAGCGAAGAGGAAGUCAGCGAAGGCCGGCUCAGGAGAGAUAGACAGGAAAUCCCCUUUGUUCUGAGGAUUGAUCUGUAUCCGUAAACAAACUAAGCGAGGAAAUGAAGAUGAUCGAAGAAAUUGUCAAGUAUUUCACUCAAUGGACGCUUGAGUAUUUAUCAACUCCUCACAACACAUGCAUACUUCUACAAUAAAAAGGAGAGCACCUAUUUUACUUUUAAUGACACCUAUUUCAUCCUCAGCAAGCUCACAAGAAAUGUCUGGCCUUGGAAAAAUGACAGAACUCUGGAAAAGCUGGCUUGACUCUUUCUUCGACUAACGAUUAUAAAUGUCAGAAUGUUUAUCGCCGACCUUCUGAAAUCAGCUGUUUCAAAACAUGCCAGUAGCACAAGAACACAGAACACAUAGGAGUGAGCCACAACAGAACCAAGCGUGACAUCGUAUAGGUGUUUUGUGGCACGUCGCGAACAUGCAGGACGAAUCGGAUUCAAAAUCAGUGUCAAAAUGGACCUGGUGGUCCUCAUGGUGCCCAACUUCUGUGCAUCAGCUGAGAAAUGCUGAGACAAAGAUCCUCGACUGUGUGCAGAAUGACCUGUGGGCCCGCUAUGUCUCCCUGCCUACUCAGGACAAAAUCUGGACAGUAUCAGUGACUCACAAGACUCCCCAGGCUCUGCCGAAGCCUGCCUCUCAGACACCAUUGGUGAUGGUGCAUGGACUAUGUGGCGGUGUGGGCUUGUGGAUCCGCAACCUGGACCCUCUGUGUCGCUCUCGUCCUGUUCUGGUCUUUGACUUGCUGGGUUUUGGGCGCAGUUCCCACCCCCGCUUCCCCUCAGACCCCUCACAGGCUGAGCAGCUCUCCGUCAACUCCAUAGAACAUUGGAGGCGGGCCUUGGGUCUGGAAAGCAUGAUAUUGUUGGGUCACAGUCUGGGUGGCUACCUGGCAACAUCUUACGCCAUUCAACAUCCAGAGAGGGUGAAGCACCUCAUCUUGGUGGACCCUUGGGGGUUUGAGCACAUGCCCGAGGAUGGGAGCACAGCUUCAGCGAGGCCUGGAUGCCCUUAUUGGGUGGAGGCCCUCAUCUCUGUGGCCUCCCUCUUUAACCCACUGGCAGGGAUGAGAGCUGCAGGCCCCUUGGGGCCAACACUUAUCCAUAGAUUCAGGCCUGACAUUAAGAGGAAGUUUGAAGACAUGUUUGAUGACGAGACUAUGACGCAGUACAUAUAUCACUGCAAUGCCCAGAAGCCAAGUGGAGAGGUGGGUUUCAUGGUAAUGUCUGAGUCACUGCUUUGGGCUAAGCGUCCAAUGUUGGAGCGGGUUCACCUCCUGCCUCCCGGCCUCCCAGUGACCCUGGUCUUUGGAGCACGCUCAUGGAUGGACAGUAAGGCGGGUGACAAGGUGGCGAAGCAGAGACCCACCAGCUACACACACACUGUGGUGGUGAAAGGUGCAUCACAUCAUGUCUACGCGGAUCAGCCUGAAGAGUUUAACAGAGUGGUGCAGAGUAUCUGUGACAGUGUGGUGGAUUAAGUGCCUGUGAAUGAGUGAGUGUGUCUGUGUGUCUGUGUGUCGGUGUGUGUGUGUGUGUGUGUGUGUGUGCGUGCGCACAAGGAAGUGUACUCUUUCAAGAUAUUUUCCUCAUUUGAAAAAGAUCAUACAUUUCCCUUGCCUAACAUGAAUUCUCCUGAACUGCCAAAUAUUAUUUAUCUUUUUAAUAAAGUGGAUGUAUCAGUGUGCCGUCUACCCUUAAAUGUACCUAAAAAGAGCCAACCAGGCGAUGUACUAGUGUUAUUAUACAUUGUGACUUGACAUUGUGUUGCUAUGUCUGAGGAUGGCGAUGUCUCACCAACAACAUGAGUUGAGUAAGGGCACCUCUUUUGCUAUUUCAGUUCUAUGAUAGUCUACAUGAUAUGAAUGAUGUGUGUCGUUUUUUGAUGUGUUUGGUUUUUGCAUAUGCAACAGAUUUUGAACAAUUCCCUUUCCCGCCCUUUGCUGUAAUCUUCAUAAUGUGGACAUCCCAGCACACCUUGUGGGGUUGUUGGGUGCCACAAUCCGGACACACUCUGGUUCCACCUGGGAUGACCGCGCUGCAAAUGGCACAGUUUUUGACCAAAGAUCCUGGCAUCUGUCAAAAGCACAGAAUAGAACCAAGUAGAAUUAGGUAUAGCAUAUCAAAUCUAAAAAAAGCACUAAAAGCAGUUUAGUGACUUCAUUAUCCAUAUCACUUUUUUAACUAUUGAGUGUUAGUAAAAGAGGAGGUUAAUUAUUUGACCACCAAUUCAAAUUCAAAGUCAGUUGAAUGUUUAUGAACUAAUGAGUUUUGGAAGCUUUACACAUUAUGUGAUGUGCCUUUGUGCCAGGUGCCAUCACAAAACUGUUUCAUGGACUGGCACGAUGGCGGACUUCCAUAAACAAAAAUGUAAAUAGUUCAAAAUAAAUGUAAAUAGUCAUUG